AUGGCGGAUCUCACUUCCGCAGCACCGGCACCAGUCAACACGGAGCAAAUCCUGGAAAACCUGUCAGCAAACAUCGCAGAGUUUUCUUUCGAUCCUGACAACGACGUGACCUUCGGAAGCUGGUUCCAGCGCUACGAGAGCCUUUUCGAGGAGGAUGCGGGUAAGCUGGACGAUGCUGCCAAGGUGCGACUCCUGCUGAGGAAGCUGGACACGCCGUCUCACAGUCGUUACGUAAACUACAUCCUUCCAACGCUGCCGAAGGAUGUGUCGUUUGCUGAUACCAUAGCAACGCUGAAGAAAAUUUUCGGUGCCCAAACUUCAACUUUCAACAAGCGCUACCGAUGUCUACAAUUGACCAAAUCCGAUGCCGACGACAUCAUCGCUUACGGAGGGAAGGUCAACCGUGCGUGUGAGGACUUCGACUUCAAAAAGCUGAAAAUUGAGCAGUUCAAGUGUUUGAUUUUUGUCUGCGGACUUCAAGCUCCGCACUAUGCAGACAUUCGUGCCAGACUUCUCUCACGCAUCGAAGCCGAAACCGCGGGCAACCCGGUAAGCCUCCAGACACUCAUCGACGAAUUUCAACGCUACGCCAACCUCAAGGCGGACACCACGCUGAUUGGACGACCAUCAAGUUCAGCACAAGCGGUUCACGCGGUCCAGGAGGGCCUAAAAGCAGACCAUCGUGCUCAGCGCUCAUCAAGAAAGGACUCCAAAACGCCUCCUUAUCCCUGCUGGAAAUGCGGUCAGAUGCACUUCGUCCGCAACUGCCCUUUUUCGGAACACGUGUGCCAUACCUGCAAUCGCGUUGGCCACAAAGAGGGGUAUUGCAGGUGUGUGUCCAGAACUUCGAGCGCGUCCACAUCCACCAGCAGCUCCUCGUCCGAGCAGGACGAGCAUCCAGUCAAGUUGAAGAAAGCGCCCAAGAAGCAGCCCAAGGUCAACUCCAGAGGUGUCUUCGUGGUGAACCACAUCGCUUCCAGACCAAGUUCAAUGCAACAUCAAGAGCUCCAGCUUAAUCACGAACCAUCUCCGUCCACGGCCAAGCAGAGUCUCAAGCCCGGGGACAUUGUCUUCACUCGGGUUCAUCGAGGAAACUCCCGGCGGUGGAGGUCAGCAAAGGUCGUCGAACGAGUCGGAGACGAAACUUACAACGUUUUUCUCGAGGACUGCCGUCGCGUGGUCCGGCGUUCCGUUGCGAAGUUGAAGACUCAAAGCCCGAAGAACCUUCCACCAGCCCAGCUGUCUCCUCUUACCAUCUUGUUGGAGGAUUUCGGACUGUCUGCUCCUACAGUACCUACCGCUACCACACCCAAACUGGACGACGAGAUGACCGAAUCUGCCGAUCACUCAAGCGACGAAGCUGAAGAAGUUGUUCCAUCGCAGUCGGCGACCGGAUAUCUCCUGCGACUCUUUCGCUUCAAUCCACUCCGUACAGGAUGGCUUAAGGGGAGAUGUUACAUCCAAGUAGGCCGUUCUGUUUGCGGAACGUCUGAGUCGUGUCGCAGGAGUACGAUUCCGGAACCGCAUAGGACCAACAUCGGCACCGAGCUGAGAUUUCUUCCGACCGCUGGCGGGGCCUUGAACGCCGCUAUGGACUACGACAAGACCGUAGAAGCAAUGGAUACGCAAGCUCUAUAA
Messenger RNA from Culex quinquefasciatus (southern house mosquito), 1638 nucleotides. RefSeq lists its product as uncharacterized. NCBI's taxonomy places the organism in Eukaryota, Metazoa, Arthropoda, Insecta, Diptera, Culicidae. The transcript is spliced from 4 exons. The record is from RefSeq and is a predicted model, not a curated record. The coding region runs from base 1 to 1638 and encodes 545 amino acids.